Molecule: messenger RNA, 2311 nt
Organism: Toxoplasma gondii ME49
Lineage: Eukaryota; Apicomplexa; Conoidasida; Eucoccidiorida; Sarcocystidae
Product: KRUF family protein
Exons: 6
Coding region: 14-2311 (765 amino acids)
Source: RefSeq, a predicted model, not a curated record
GUGCUAAAGACAAAUGGUGGCCGUGCUAUUUGCCGCGGGAACGGCACUUGCAACCUUCACCUGCUCUUUGGAGCUAGUGAUUUACAAACGGACGAGUACUAACUGGAUUCCUACAGCCCGCGCGCUGUCCCAAAACGUUUGCGUGGGAACCCUGCUGUGCGUAGGGAUUGCGGGAUCGUUUGUGGGCGUUCUUGGUGCUCGAGGGCCGCAUGAUGACGACCACACAAAAACGGAUACGCGUCAUCACCAAGUGACUGGCAGUGAGAGUCACGAGGAAACGCUAGAGGAAUUGCCGGCGUCCAGGACACCCACUGGAACGGGGAGUGAUGGCACUCCAGAGGAGGCUGCGGCGCCGAAGCAUGCUGUACCUGUGCAAGGGGUUUCCAGUCCCGGGCGUCAAUCGCAUUAUCGCGGAAGCCGCCGAGAAGGCGCCGCAGGCAUAUUCAGACGGGAGACAGGAUCUGCGUCCGCAAGCGAUGCUGCGGAGAAUGUAGGCCAUGCCCAUAUGAUUUCAGCGCCUCCGUCCUCAAGCGAUGCUGCGGAGAAUGUAGGCCUUGCCCAUAUGGUUUCAAUGCCUGGCCGUGGAGAGGUGCCAUACGGGUGGCUGGCGAUUGAGCUCCUCAGGAAGGAGGCGUCGCAGCUACGAGCGCUAUGGGAGAAUGAGAAGAGAUUCGUGCAGCAGAGCGUUGGUCGCACCAUCGUGGGUAAAUCUUCCCGUUUUACCUCGUCACAAGUCAAGAGCUUGGUGGUCCAUGCCAAGAACAGGUAUCGAAUGCGGUCGACUGCACGCCUGCAAGCGGCCGCAAAAUUGGAAUCUACGGCGGAAGACGUGGCUGCGAAGCUUCAGGCAGCUGGUGUGGAACUCCCACCCUCCACAGGUUAUAGCACGCUGCCACCCGCGCCGAGUUAUCAAGACUCCCGAGCAGGUACCGACGCAAGCGCACCAGGUACGGCAAGCGUCAGCGAAGCCCGUGAACAGAUCAUACAAUCUUAUGUGCGUUGCGGAGUUUCGAGGCUGAGGGAAGAAGCAACGGAACUCGAGGAGAUGUCGACCAAUAAGCAUCUGUACGUCGCACAGAGCCUCGCCAUGCGCAUACUGCGGAGCGUCCGUCAAAUUACGACUCCCCUCAUCAUAUCUGAGUGGCGGAACGAGGCACGUAAAGCUUACAAUCAGAAAAUGAGGCGUUCAAGAGGCAGGGUAGAAACCCUGCGAACUCUGGCAGAAGAAUGGGAGAAACGGCUUGCCUCAGGCGCCCUGGCGCACGAGGAUCCUGACGAAGGCACCUCCGGGAAAAGAAAACCUCAACGAGCGUCGGGAACAGAGACAACGACAGGUCGACCAUGUGCGCGUCCCGUCCCCCUCGCCGGUCGCCAAUGUGAACGCCAACGAAAGCAAGCAGCCCGCCAAAGCGUGAUAUCUGAAGCCCCACGUUCUCCCUCCAUGAUGAGUUCUUCUCAGGCCGACCAGACGGAGGGCUCACUUAGGGGAACAGUGCUUGGUAGCAGGGUGGAGCUUCCAGGAUUGGGCAGUGUGCCAUACGUCAAACUUGCGAUUGACAAAUUGAGACUAGACGCCGCGCUUCUACGUAGGAAAUGGGGGGACGAAGAAAAAUAUAUGAAAGGUAGGAUCGCCGAAAACAUGCACGAAGAGAACAAUCGAAUGCCAGUUCCCGCAGUCCUCUCAAGAUGGAUCAGGCGGGCGCGCCACAAGCAGUACUGCCGCAGGCGAAUGCGCUUGCAGGAAAGUGCCGACUACGAUAAGCUUGCCACUGAGAUAGAACGCAGGGCUGUAGCAGAUGGCAUCUUACUACAAAGCGGGCCGGCAUCACCUUUACAUGGAGCAGAGUGCGCCGAUGUCCUGGAAGCUACGGAAUUUGAAGAAGGCUCAGGCGGGCCACGCGCGUCAGGGCGUGGCCCUGCUGAAGUGACGUUCGCACACCUUGCCAUCGAGAACCGACGCCAUCAGGCAGAAGCAAUAGAUGCCACAUGGGGCCAUGGAGAAGAGAAGUUUGUCGCCGAGCAUGUUGCCUAUCACAUGGUGCGUCGGAAUCAACCGUCACCAGACCUCCGUACACUGCAGGUGUGGACUGCCUCCGCGCGUACAUCCUAUCGUUCGAGAGCCAGAGCUCGUCAAGCCAAGGCCAGUCAACUAAAGGCUCAAGCGGACGCCUUAGAACAGGAACUCCGCGAUCUGCUCUCUUCGACACCAAGCCGUGCAGCAGAACCUGCGCGUGAAUCUGCAUCUACUGCUUUUUCUCUCCUUGGAUCGUUGACGGCCUCGGGUUACACCGUCACACAUGAUGCCGCGUGA